This is a messenger RNA of Sinocyclocheilus rhinocerous, 1791 nucleotides long. RefSeq names its product flocculation protein FLO11-like. Lineage: Eukaryota; Metazoa; Chordata; Actinopteri; Cypriniformes; Cyprinidae. The transcript is spliced from 13 exons. The record is from RefSeq and is a predicted model, not a curated record. The coding region runs from base 1 to 1791 and encodes 596 amino acids.
AUGUCAACAUUAGAAUCAUCUACACUUGAAAGUGGUUCAACACUGGAAACAACAUUAUCCACAACACGUACCUCUCCAUCUUCACCAUCUACUACAACAGAAGGACAAAGUACAUCAGAAUUCACUUCAUCAACAACAGAAAUACCUACAUCCAGUGCAGAGCAAAACACAAGCCAGCAGACACAAGCCACUCAAUUUAGUUCUACCACAGAAGCAGAACCUACAAGGACAGCUCAACAUCUACAAUUGAACCAGUUUAGUUCUACCACAGAAGCAGAUCCUACAAGGACAGCUCAAUCAACAUCUACAACAAUUUUGACCCCUUCGAGCAUGUCGACAUUAGAAUCAUCUACAAUUGACAGUGUUACAACAGAAGAAACUACAUUAUCCACAAUAGGUACCUCUCCAUUUUCACCAUCUACUACGACACAGCAAAGUAUCUCUCCAUUUUCACCAUCUACUACGACACAGCAAAGUACAUCAGAAUUCACUUCAACUACAGAAAUACCUACUUCCAGUGUAGAGCAAACAACAUGCCAACAGGCACAAACCACUCAGUUUAGCUCUACCACAGCAACAGAACCUACAAGGACAGCUCAAUCAGCAUUUACAACAGUUAUGAUCCCUACGACCAUGUCAACAUUAGAAUCAUCUACACUUGAAAGUGAAUCAUCUACAAUUGAAAGUGUUACAACAGAGGAAACUACAUUGUCCACAAUAGGUACCUCUCCAUUUUCACCAUCUACGACACAACAAAGUACAUCAGAAUUAAUUUCAUCAACAACAGAAAUACCCACAUCCAGUGUAGAGCAAACAACAAGCCAGCAGGCACAAACCACUCAAUUUACUUCUUCCACAGAAACAGAACCUACAACAGCUCAAUCAACAUUUACAACAGUUAUAACCCCUACGAGCAUGUCAACAUUAGAAUCGUCUACACUUGAAACUAUAAUAUCGAGAACCCAAACAUUUAGCAUUUCUACAUCAUCCCAGUCGAGCCCUUCUGCUCAAACUAGUACCCAGAAAUCUUCAUCAACAGAACCUCAUUCAUCUGCAACAACUCUCAACUCAGUUUCAACAACUCAAAACUGUCUGGAGAAUUGUCAGUGUAAUGGGUCCCCAUGCAUCUUCAAUGUAACAUCUGGGAAAUGUCAGUCUGAAAGCACACCCACAAGGAAUGCAAGCAUCUCUCUCAGAAUUAUGAUGGACUAUCUUACAGAGUAUGAAAAUAUGGACUCACCAGAUUCAAAAAAACUAAUUUCCACCUUAAAACAUGAGCUUUCAAUCCUUUGUAAAAGAGCAGACGCACAAAAUUUCAAAGAUGUGCACAUACGUAGGCUAAUGCGAGGAAGUGUCCUUGCUGAAAGUAUUGCAGUAUAUAACUAUCCCAGCAACAACUCGCAAAUAAUGUUUCUAAAUAACGAUUUGGGACCCACCCUGGAAAAAAUCUUUUAUGACUCCGAUUCAUUUAAAAAGCCAAGAGGCGAGGAAGUGUCCUUGCUGAAAAAAUCUUCGGCUGUUCUCUUCGGCUGUUUAGCAGCUUUUGCUCUACUUAUUGUCUUGGCUGUGAUGAUUGUGGUGCUCUACAGAGCCAAGAGCAGAACAUCAAGCAAAAGGAGGUUUUCACUUUUUGACGAUGACUUCUUUGAUUUUACAUCAAGAGGAUCCAUAGACAGAGGUUAUGGGCAUCAAAAUUUUUCAGUCACAGAAGAUUCAGCACCUGGGUCUUUCAGCUCAUACCAUGAAAAUACACCUAUAAAGACCAGAGCAACUGAAGUGGUGGAUGUCUGA